Molecule: messenger RNA, 1034 nt
Organism: Xiphias gladius (swordfish)
Lineage: Eukaryota; Metazoa; Chordata; Actinopteri; Istiophoriformes; Xiphiidae
Gene: frg1
Product: FSHD region gene 1
Exons: 9
Coding region: 63-902 (279 amino acids)
Cellular component (GO): striated muscle dense body; catalytic step 2 spliceosome; nucleolus
Molecular function (GO): actin filament binding
Source: RefSeq, a predicted model, not a curated record
UAGCUCGGAUACAUAGAAGGCACAGACUGAAUGGUUUGGCUGAGGCGUGGACAACGCUUCAAAUGUACCUCGGCGACCGCCGUACUUACACUCAGUGUUUACUAUCAGUGCCAGCCACUAAGUUAGGUGAAGGAAUGGCUGAAUAUUCACAUGUCAAAUCAACAAAACUGGUGUUGAAAGGUCUAAACAAAGGGAAAAAGAAAAAGCACAAAGAUAAGAAGAGAAAAGCAACAGAUGAAGAAGAAAAACCUGAUAUAAUUGGUGGGUGGUGGGCCGUCAGAAGCUUUGGGGAAAUUACCGGAACAGUUGCCAUAGAGAUGCAGAACAACUCGUACAUCCAUGCCCUGGAUACUGGACUUUUCACACUCGGUGCACCGCACAAAGAUGAUGAAGGACCAGACCCUCCAGAGCAAUUUACUGCCAUCAAGCUCUCAGACACACGAAUAGCCUUGAAGUCAGGAUAUGGCAAGUACCUGGGUAUCAACUCUGAGGGUUUGGUGGUGGGGCGCUCUGAUGCCAUCGGCUCCAGGGAACAAUGGGAACCAGUCUUCCAGGCUGGCAAAAUGGCUCUCCUGGCAGCAAAUAGCUGUUUCAUCUCCUACAGUGACAGUGGGGACAUCGCGGCCAAGAGCAAGACAGCAGGGGAUGGCGAGAUGGUGAAGAUCAGAUCAAGUACGGAACGAGAGGUCAAGCGUAAAGACGACAUUGCAGAUGAAGACAGGGGCAACGUGAAGUCCUGUGAGAUCAAUUAUGUGAAGAAGUUUCAGAGUUUUCAAGAUCGGCGGCUCAGGGUUAAUGAGGACGACCCUUCCACCUUAAAGAAAGCCAGAAUGGACGGGAAGUUUCAUGAAGCUUUGCUCGACAGGAGGAGCAAAAUGAAAGCAGACAGAUACUGCAAAUGAAGACUCGUCUUUGUAUAUUGCUGCCAUGUCUUUGUAAAUGUCGUCAUUUCACAGAUUUGGCCUUUUAAUCUAACAUUAGAUGUACUUUUUGCUCCAUUUUAUAUUUUUAAUAAACAUUACAUUAUCAAAUCA